Cordyceps fumosorosea ARSEF 2679 is the source of this 1443-nucleotide messenger RNA. RefSeq lists its product as hypothetical. Lineage: Eukaryota; Fungi; Ascomycota; Sordariomycetes; Hypocreales; Cordycipitaceae. Gene Ontology annotation, molecular function: ubiquitin-protein transferase activity. The record is from RefSeq and is a predicted model, not a curated record. Bases 1 to 1443 code for a protein of 480 amino acids. The transcript has 2 exons. Gene Ontology annotation, cellular component: SUMO-targeted ubiquitin ligase complex.
AUGCCUUUCGGAGGCUUCGCCCUGGACUCCGUCUUCCCCGACUUUCACCACUUCCCUCACGCCUUCGACCAUCCACGCCCGCUGUUCGGCACGCAUCAAGUAGUGCCGCCGGCCACCGCCAGGCCACCCAUUCGUCGACGCCGACGCAGACCUUGCACCCGCGACGACGACGACCUCGCGGCGCUGGUGCACGGAACUAUGGCUCACGCAGAACCCAGCUUGUUCGUGCCGCUCAGCGACGACGACGACGAUGACCUGGUCGAGAUUGUCUCUGCGCGGCCCAGCCGGGCCUCGACGGCCAGCAAUGCCGCCACCCACGCGCCCACACCCCUCGCCCUUCCACAACCCGCCCGGCCCUCGACAACGACUUCUGGCAGGACUAGGAGGCGGCAUGCCGAGCCUCACCCGCCUCCCCCACCUCAAGUGUCACGGCAGGACGAUACGGUGAUUGACCUCACGGAGGAACCAGACUCGCCAGUCCAGGUGCGCCCACCGCAGAGAAGUAACAACUCUACUACCAGCCAGGCACCCGCUGAUGCCGUACGGCUGCCACCGAUGCGUUUGCAUCGCCAUCCUCGCCGCACAAACUCUCAGCGCCUCACACCGCCGCGGCUGUCCCGCAGCGAGAGCAUCAUGCUUGGCUCGGAACCUAGCUUCAUCGAUCUGACCGGCGACGACGACAACACCAACAACAGCAGAAGCAACAACAACACUAACACCAGCACCAACGAGUCGCCACGCCGCAGCCAUCGGAACCACCAGCCUCCCAUCAUCUUCCACCCGGACGGCCCGGGCGGCAACAGCCACGACCACCUCGUCGACUUUGAGUUCCUGAACCGGCGGCACGCAUUCGGCUACAGUAUCGCGGCCACCUUUGCUAGGGGCUUUGGCCGAUCGUUCGCUGACAUAUUCUCCUCGGACAUGCUCAACGGAGCCUCCGCGUCGAACUUGGCGGCAAACGUGUUCCCGCGGGCACAGCGGGUGCCUCCGCGGCAGCCCACCCCACCCCGCGCGAAGCAGCCCCUGCCGCCGGCCAAGCCGGGCUUUACGCGGGAGACCGUAGCCGCCGCCGAGGACGGCGAGGACCGGUCCCCCGCCACCGCUGCUGCCGAUGGCCACGUCGUCGUCUGCCCGUCCUGCGACGAGGAGCUCGCCUACGACCCGACCGAGGGCGUGGUGCAGACCGCUACGGGUGCCAAGAAGCGGAAGCGCGCUCCCGGCGAUCACCACUUCUGGGCCGUCAAGACUUGUGGGCAUGUCUACUGCUCGGACUGCUUCGAGAACCGCCGCCCGACCAAGACGACGGCGCACGACGGCGUGGCGUUCCGCGAUGCGUCGGGCAAGCUCUCGCGGCACAUUCCGGCCAACGAGUUGCGCUGUGCUGUCGAAGGGUGCGGAUCCAAGGUGGCGAACAAGACGGAGUGGGUGGGCAUCUUCUUGUAG